Molecule: messenger RNA, 6573 nt
Organism: Stylophora pistillata
Lineage: Eukaryota; Metazoa; Cnidaria; Anthozoa; Scleractinia; Pocilloporidae
Cellular component (GO): plasma membrane
Molecular function (GO): protein binding
Source: RefSeq, a predicted model, not a curated record
UUCAUACAGUUGUGGACCUGAACAUUCUUGCCUAAUCAAGCCCACUGGAAAAAGAAAGGUUGUGAAGGUAAGGAUUCUUAAGAAUAACAGACGUCAAGAAUCAAGAGGAAUUUGUCAAUUCAUUCUGCAUUUAUCCGCCUAAGUGGAUAUCGAUCGUUCAGACGUUUGCGGUGAAGAACAUGUUUCUUCUGUCGCCCACAUCGCUCCUCUUCAUUUGCGUGUUUACCUGGACUUAUUACUCUGGUUCCUCAUUUACAGAUGAUCCUACAGGUGUCACAACACCUUUGGAUCCCGACAUUACCACAGCUAUAUCAGUUCAUAUAGGUUGUGGUUCUUUGCGAAAUAACUCACUGCAAAGCCCUGGAUACCCAAAUAGUUACCCAAGAUAUAUGGAUUGUGUAUAUCAAGUUAACAUUACACAAGGAAUGGCUAUGAAGAUAUCUUUCGAUGAUUUUGAGUUGCAGGAAGAUUCUGCUUGCAGUUAUGACUAUGUAGAAAUUUCCAGUCAGGACAACUUCAGAUUUGGUAAAUACUGUGGAGAGGAUAGUGGGACAACAAUUGAAGUAACUGGAGACUACGCCGUGAUAAGAUUUCAUUCAGACUCAAACGUUCAGAAAAGAGGAUUCUCCUUAUUGUUCACUAGCGUUUUGCCAAGUCCACCAGACAUAUCGGUGCCAGAUGUUGUGCGAGUCUUUGCAGGCGAAAAGGUGACUUGUUCAGUGACAGGAAGCUUUCCUAUAUAUACAACGAUACUGAAAAACUCAACAGUGUUGGUAAACACAACGAGCAUGGCAACUAUUCAACUCCACAAGGAUGGAAACUACACCUGUGUUGCUACUAGCAAGUAUGGAACUGAUGUGCAGAUGUUCUCUGUGAUACUUUUUGAUUGUGGUUCCUUAAAAAAUAACUCUCUGCAAAGCCCAGGAUAUCCAAAUGGGUAUCAGAGCAAUCUGGAUUGUGUAUGGCAGAUCACCAUUCCUCAUGGCAUGGCUAUGUGGAUUCAUUUCCAUGAUUUUGAGCUGGAGGGCGAUUUAUGUUGGUACGACUAUGUAGAAAUUUCCAACGAGAAUAACUUCAAAUUUGGCAAAUACUGUGGAAAGCAGACUGGAAAAACAGUUGAAAUAACUGGAGACUACGCCGUCAUAAAAUUCCAUUCAGACUCAGCUGAUCAGGAAAGGGGAUUUUCCUUGCUCUUCACUGCCAUUUCACCAAGUCCUCCAAUCAUAUCGAUGCCAGCUGUUGAGCGUGCCUUUGUGAGCGAAGAAAUGACGUGUUCAGCGACAGGAAGUCCUCCUAUAUACACAGCAAUAUUGAAGGAAUCUACAGUAUUGAUUAAUAUUACAACCUCAGCCACUGUUCGAUUCCGUGAAGAAGGGAACUACUCCUGUGUGGCCACCAGCAAGUUUGGGACUGAUGUGUGGAAGGUUAGAGUGAUAAUUCCAGGUUGUGGGUCCUUGAGAAACAGCUCAUUACAGAGUCCUGAAUAUCCAAAUUCGUACCCAAGGAAUAUGGAUUGUUUAUAUCAGGUUAACAUUCCUUACGGCAUGACUAUGAAAAUUUAUUUCGAAGAUUUUGCACUGGAGGAAGCGUCCUUAUGCAGGGAUGACUAUGUUGAAAUUUCCAAUCAGAAUAACUUCACAUUUGGUAAAUACUGUGGAAUACAGACUGGUAGAACAGUUGAAGUAUCAGGAGACUACGCUGUGAUAACUUUCCAUUCAGACUUUUAUGGUCAGACAAGAGGAUUUUCCCUGCUGUUUACUGCUGUAUUACCAAGUCCUCCGAUCAUAGCGAUGCCAGCUCUUGUGCGAGCCUUUCCAGGCAACGAGGUGAUAUGUUCAGUAACGGGAAGCCCUCCCAUAUACACAGUGAUUCUAAACGACUCGAUCGUUUUGGUAAACACGACAAACACAGCAUCUGUUAAGUUCUUUAAGGAAGGAAACUACUCUUGUAUGGCGACCAGCAAGUAUGGAUCUGACUUUACAGUCUUCACUGUUCUUGAUUGCAGACCCACCUGCUCUUUCGGAUUGAGAUUUUAUGGCUGGACGCUUUCCUGUACCAACGCGACACCUUCAUAUCUUAAGGAAUGCCUUCCAGGGAAAACUGAAAACCUGGAUUUAUCCUCAAACGCGAUCAAAUCUCUUCCAGAUGGGUUGUUUGCUGAGGUGAUCGGGUUGAAGAACCUGGAUUUAUCCUCAAACGCGAUCAAAUCUCUUCCAGAUGGGUUGUUUGCUGAGGUGAUCGGGUUGAAGAACCUAGAUUUGUCUUCAAACGCUCUUGCCUCUCUACCAGAGACAGUGUUUUCUAACCUAACCAGCCUUCAAAUUCUGGAUUUAUCUUCAAACGCUAUCGCCUUUCUUCCAGGAGAACUGUUUGCUAACCUGACAAGGCUGCGGCAUCUAGAUUUGUCUUCAAACACUAUUAGCUUCCUACCAGAGACAGUGUUUGCCAACCUAACCAGUCUUCACACUCUGCAUUUAUCUUCAAACAGCAUCGCCUCUCUUCCGAGUACAUUAUUUUCCAAGCUAGCCUUGCUGGAGAGCUUGGAUAUAUCUUCAAACAUCAUCAGCACUCUUCCAGAAGGAUUGUUUGCUAAGUUGACCCGGCUGGAGAAACUGGAUUUACAUUUUAACAUGAUCCACUCCCUGCCAGAGGGAAUUUUUCCCAAGCUGAACUUGAUAAAAUACCUGGAUCUAUCUUUAAACACCAUCAGCUUUCUUCCAGAAGGAUGUUUUACCAAGCUGACCAUGCUGCGGUAUCUAUAUUUACCUUCAAACGCUAUUACCUUUAUUCCAGAGGGAAUCUUUCCCAAGCUGAACUGGCUGAUCAGACUGGAUUUAUCUUCAAACGCCAUCACCAUUCUUCCAGAAGGAUCGUUUGACAAGCAGACUGAGCUCUCUUACCUGUAUUUAUCCUCAAACGGUAUCACGUCUCUUCCGGAAGGACUGUUCACCAAGAUGAUCAGACUGAAUGAACUGCAUUUAUCUAGAAACGCCCUCACCUCUCUUCCCCGACGAUUGUUCGUCACGCAGACCAGGCUAUUGGACUUGGAUUUAUCUGAUAAUGCCAUAACCUCUCUUCCAGAAGGACUCUUUGCCACUCAGACCUGGCUGUGGCACCUAUUCCUCGAUAGAAACAAUUUACAGCGUAUUCCUCGACGAGCCUUCUAUGCCAUGAAAUACAUAAGUAUAAUAGCACUAUCCGAUAAUCCUAUACAGGCAAUUGAGUCGGAGGCAUUUAAUUUCUACAGCUCUGCUACCUCUCGAUUAUUUCUUUUGCGAACGAACUUGAAGACAUUUAAAUCGGACUCCUUUGCCAAUCUCAACGUCGACGGUUUUAAGCUCUAUUCGUGGGGAAAAACUCCUCGGUAUAUAGCAUACUACCAUGAAAACAAGACUAUGCUCGAAGUAUAUCUGAAUCCCACUGAAUCACACAGAGGAGUUCUUAAGUUUACUUCUAGUUAUUUUAGCAUCGCUCGCCUGCAAAGUGCCAUGUUAUGGAUGGGAUUUACACACACUGUCGAUCAUUUUACCCGCCAAAAUCUAUUUCGACCGUGUCCACUAGGAACGUUUUCAGCGGGAUAUGGGAAGUGUUUUCGAUGCCCUCCAGGUGGAUUUUACUCUGAUACCCUUGCUUACGUUGCGAAAGGCUGCAAGAAGUGUCCAAAUGGGUCUUACGUUCCAUUCGAUAAGACACCUGGAAAAUCAAUUCUGGAUUGCAAGGCGUGCCCUUUAGGAACUGAAAGUGACUUUUUUGCUGGACAUCGUGCUUGUCCGUGUUUGGAAGGAUUUUAUCGAACCCAUCGAUUCGCUGAAUGUCGUAAAUGUGGCAACGGAGGACUGUUAUGCCAAGAUGACUAUGCGUCCUUAAAAUCGGGAUUUUGGUGGCAGUGGCGGAACGAGUCAUUAAAGCAUCACUACCAGAAUUUCAUACAAAAUCUUUUGUCGCCUUCUCCCAGGUUAGAUAACUCUUCCGUGCAAUACCCUUAUGCGAUCCCAAUACCUUACAGGUGCCAGGAAGAGGAAUCUUGCAAAGGUGGCUUGGACUCACCAUGUGGAAAAGGGUACGAAGGACCACUUUGUGCAGUUUGUAGUUCAGGAUAUCAUAAGCAACUGCGGUCCUGUGCAAAAUGUCCCUCUAAGGCGUGGAUUGCGGCACAGCUGUCAGUUAUCGUGGUGCUUUUAUUUCUGCUACUUGUUUUUCUGAUGUGGAAGAGAACAACCAAAUUGGAAAAGGAUCAUGGUCACCAUCUCAUAAACAUGUUCUUUUCUAGGCUCAAAAUACUUAUUGGUUUCUAUCAGGUUACUCACGGCUUACUAGAAGUUUUUUCGUUCAUUGAUUGGCCGGAUUCAUUGCAAGUGGUCGCCACACACUCUGGAAUACUCCAGUUGAAUCUGCUUCAGAUCGCACCCGUCCACUGUCUAUUCUCGGGGUUACAAGUAAAUGUCUUUGGAGAAUUGUUCGUGUUACUAGCAUUGAAUUUGACUGUCACUAUUGCCUUAGGAACGAGUUACGUUAUCUAUAAGACAAUCGUCACGAAAAAACAUAGUCUUAAAGACGAGGAAAAGUCGGAAAAAAUCUCCCAAACAAAACAGCUGGUUUACAAAAAUCUGUUUUUCUUUUUGUAUGCGACAUAUCUGAGUACAGUUUCCAAAACAGCCAGCGUUCUUCCACUUGCUUGCCGAAAACUCUGCAGGGAUGGCAGGGAGGAGACGUGUAAAGUAUACGCUAAGGCAGAUUACAGCAUACAAUGCCAAGGAUCCUCAUUUAACCAUUGGCUGAUCUUGGCGUACUUUUCGACCGCCUACAUCUUUGCCUUGCCUGUCGCCUCGCUGAUAGUACUUUGGAGGCAAAGAAGAGUGAUAUCAUCCAACACAGACAGUAGUAAGGAUUCUGGCACGGAAGUGAUUGAAGGGUUGAGAUUCCUUUUUCAAAAUUAUAAGCCCACCUCGUGGUACUGGGAACUAGUCGAAAUGUCUCGUAAAGUUGUUCUUACGUCUGCUCUUAUACUUGUGGGAGAAGAGAGCAGGUCUUAUAUUGGUUUAGCAUGGGUGGUUGCUGGUAUGUAUGGAGUGCUCUUCUCCUGGAUAAAACCCAUACAACUCGCUUCAGAAAACAGACUCAUGUCGACUUCCCUUGCUGUCACUGUUGUAAAUUUGGGAAUUGGUGCGGUAAGCAGAAUCCCAGCAGAGAAUACAUCAACCCUAACAGAAAAACAUAAAGACGAAAUAGUGAUGACGAUGUUAGUACUUUGUGCAAAUACAAUGGUGAUUGCACAAAUUGUUGUUCAAUACUUGAUGUUUUUCUACGAGUUCUUCAAGAGGUGGCGUAAGAACCCACAUUGGUCAUUUUCUUGCUGUCUGGCUUUACUCAUUCCAUUAAAUGACCUGCAAGGAGAAAUCCAAGAAAUGGCCGGUAAUAACUUGAUGAAAACCCAGCUUGACACGGGGAUCUUAGAGAAACCGUCCAUUGCUGACUCUGCACAAGACAGUGAAGCUUUGACCUUUAGCCUUUGUGAGGAUGAUGUCGAAAAUAAAAAUAAGAUGAAUGUGAAAUUUCACAAGGGAGAGAAAGAAAAUAUCAAAGACAACCAUAACCGCAGCCAUCAAUGCACGCAAACGGUGGUCUCAUCUUUCGCUUAGACGGCAGUGCAUGGAUCAAUAAGAGACAACCUUGCAAUAGAUAAGCGUAAGCCUCUCGAACAUCAGAAGCUUACCAAAUGAAACAGAAUGCAACGUACCAAAAAAGCAGAAGACAUGCGUGACUAAUAAGGCAGAGAAUAUUGCAAUAGCGAACCCAUGGGAAGACUUGAGGAAUAAAGACGAUAGAAAGGAAGAAGAAUGAAGAAUAAUUCUAUUAACUGUGAAGCAAUUAGCUGACGGUUUGUCGUCACGUAAAUCUUAAUGCAUAUUCAGAUAAUCUUAAAAGUAGUGAUGGUUAUCUUGUAGACCAAUAGUAUCAUGUUCACGUAUCAAGCAAAGAUUCCAAAUCGACUUCAUUAUAGUAAAUGCUGAAAUAUAUUUACAAUACAGUGUACAAUUGCUUUUCAUAAAAUGCGAUACCUGCAUCACAGAAUUUAGUCCAUUUUAAUGUCUGGAGUUUUAUGAAUAUUGCUAUAUAGUAACUGAUAUAUGUAAGCCCCACUAAACAAUGCUACUGCAGUACUGUAAUAAUUAAUAGCCCUCUGCAGCGCACCUUACUACAGUCACGAAGAUGGUAAUUAGCCCAACAGAAGUUUCGUAUCUAUCGAGCAUAAAAAAUUUUCGUUAAGUAUUUUGCCUUCUUCGUAUUCAAAUAUAGAGUUAGGGAGCAGAUAAAUACACGUUGCUUAGCAUUCAUUGAGCAUGAAAACUGAGCCACUUUAACAACCAUGGUCACAUUUGACAAAUCAUCUUUACCCCUUUUUAUAGAGUGAAGUAACUGCAAAAAGACGUGCUGCCAUGUUCCAAAGACGCCACUUGAGCCUUUUCAGCACAUGGCCCCGUAAUGAGUACUAGCUGCUGAGCUUCCCGCACGACUAAACUUUUCCACUCUCCUAUUUAUUUCUAUUGGGAAUAAAAUUAAGGGGCUGGUUUU